AUGGGUGACUUCCGAGUGAUGGGAAUCAAGUUGGAAUUUAUAUUGUUGUGUACCGUAGUUAAAACUGUUACUAGCACCGGCUUAGGAAAAUGUCCAAUUUAUCCACAGUUCCCCAAUUAUGACAUCAAUCGGAUGACAGGCACGUGGUACGAGGUGGAGCGUUCUUUCCACCUGAUGGAAAUAUCUGCAAGCUGUAUUCAGCUGGACGUCACAUUAAAUGAAAGAGGAUUUCUACUCAUCACAGUCAACACUAUUAAUAGAUGGACAAACGCGCCGUCAAUUAGCUACGGGUUGGGUAUUCCUAGUCAUAACGGCUCGUCUUCCUUCCGUUACAAGUUGAACAACCGUAUGCCGUACAUCAUAGGCCGCAUGCUGCCCGGAGCCGGCCUCUACAACGUACUUUUUACCGAUUACGAACGAUUUGCAAUAAUUUGGUCCUGCACUAACUAUAGUAUAGCACAUGCAGACCGUCUGUGGAUCUUGGGCCGUCACCGGUCUAUAGCGGCAAACACUCGCGCGGUCGUGUACGCGAUCGUCACCGCGCUAGGGUUGGACCCCGACCGUCUGCUGCUUACGAAAAAUAAUAAUUGCACUUCUACAGACCUCACGACUGAUUACGACUGA
Messenger RNA from Danaus chrysippus (African queen), 624 nucleotides. NCBI's taxonomy places the organism in Eukaryota, Metazoa, Arthropoda, Insecta, Lepidoptera, Nymphalidae. The record is from the annotation of a GenBank genome assembly.